Acanthoscelides obtectus is the source of this 3515-nucleotide messenger RNA. NCBI's taxonomy places the organism in Eukaryota, Metazoa, Arthropoda, Insecta, Coleoptera, Chrysomelidae. The record is from the annotation of a GenBank genome assembly.
GAUGCCCGCUAAGCUAGAAGAUGCGAAACCUACUCGGUUACAAUAUUCACUUAUCUGUCUUACAGCUCAUUGUUACUGGGAUUAGAGUAUAUUUGGUAUUAUGACCAGAAAAGUAAUCAUGUCUACUACAGGUGUACUACAGCUCCAUUCCGGAUACCCAAACUUCUCAAAGAGACCUGAAAUGGUCGCGUAAAAGAUUCGGUUCAUUAGCAAGCAUUAGAUUCGAUUCUCUCAUCACGGAUCCUAUAAAUGCGUUUUGUGAUUUGAUCAAACGCAAAACUUGCGCAAAAUCAAACUGGAAACAUGACGUCACUCCAAAAUGAGGAUAUAAAAUAUAGAAUUUCCUUAUUUGUAUGAUUUAUAAAAAAUAUUGGCGAAACGUACAUUUGUGCAAUGCUUUAGCUGACGAUCAGAUACUUGACGACGUAGAAAAAUGCCUGUUUUAAGCCCCCAUCGUAGUUCGGCUUCUGCUUUAAGCAGCUCUUAUAGGUCAAGUCUUGGUUCAUCAGCCUUAGACAGACCAUUCUUCGCAUCAUCUUCGUAUAGCCCAAGAAUAACCAGUUAUUCAGAACGUUAUAGUACAAGGUCAUUUACAGAUUCAGAUGGACGCAGAGUUUAUUCUAGAUCUGGGUCCAUAACAGAAGAUGGAGUUACAACACGCUUUAGAGAAGAAUCUAGAGAACCAAGCUUGAGACGUGAAUCUUUUGGUAGAGAUUCUGGAAUAAGUUCAAUAAGGGAAAACUCAGUUCUAGAUUACCCUAGAAGAGAUAGCUCGUUGUCUAGAAGUGAUAGAGUGUCCACAGUUAAUGUUUUAGAUUCAGUGGCCGAAUUAAGGAAUAAAUAUUCACCUGCUAAUUAUGUGCCUGCUUGCUUAAGGAAAAAUGAGAAUAUUUCUAGAUCCAAGUCUAUUAAUGAUAUAGGUUUGCCUCCCCUUGAGGCUAAAACGUCUAAAAAAAAGGUAACUGAUCGAACUGACAGUGUUUAUACUAACAGUGUGUAUUCUAACAAUACUAAUAUAACAGACAACUCAAAUGAUGAAGAUGAUAAUGGAAACAGAGCCUCCGUAGCAGAUCUUUGCAAAAAGUUUGAUGACAAACCACUCAAACUCAGAAACGGCACAUCACACCUCUCGAAUAAGACAAUAGAGGGCAAGCUUAAACAGCAUGAAACAACAGACACAAAACUCACUAAUGGAAAGUGCAAGACAAACAGUGUGAAAAAAUCAAGCAAUGGUUUGUCAUCUGUUAAAAAGAGUGACACUACAUCAGUCGAAAAAUGUCAAAAUAACACUGAUAUCUUACAGUCAAACUCUAAAUUGGAUGUGAAUGAUGAGGAAAAUAUAAAAAAUGGGCCAGAAGUCGAUAGGGAUGAUUUAAGGGACGAAAUCACAGAAUCAUCUGAUACCACUCCACCAAGAAGCAAUUCAAGAGUUAACAACUUUGCCUCUUAUAUUCCAUCGAAAGAUUUCCAGAAGGGUGAUGAAACUUCUGGAGAACCAGAUACAACAGAUGAUUCCAAAAAUUAUAUGGAUAACAAGGAAAGCUAUGUGGAGAAGAUUUUACCGCAAAAUGACCUGUCAGCAUCAUCGCCUAAGCUACAGCGCUCUGCCAUAUCGCCAUCGAACUCAGUAGGUAGCAGCCUCAAUUCUAAUUCUCUCUCCCGCCGAUCCAGGCCUGACACCAACCAUCACGUCCGAGAUUACUCGGACGAUGAAAGUAGCAGCGGAGAGCGAACCAACAGUUACAGCCAAAGCACCAUUCGAUCAACAGCCGCCUCUGCUAAAACUCUCGGCCUGAAUGGAUUAAAGAACAUUGGAAACACAUGUUUUAUGAACAGUGUCAUUCAAUGCCUCUCAAACACAAGAUGGCUACUGGAAUAUCUUAAAAAGGAUAUGUACUUGAGAGAUAUCAACACCACUAUCUCCGGUAUGAAAGGGGCAUUAAUAAAAGCAUUUGCCGAAGUGAUAAAGGAACUAUGGUCAGAAGAUUCCUCUGAUCGCGUUGUGAACACGGUAUCACUGAAGAGCCAAAUCCAACGAUUUGCGCCUCGUUUCAUGGGUUAUGCCCAACAAGAUGCUCAGGAAUUCCUUCGAUAUCUGCUAGAAGGCCUUCACGAGGACGUUAACAGAGUCACAGAGAAACCAAAGCCUAUUUUAACAGAAAUUGAUGACAAUUUGAGUGACAAUGAAAAAGCCCAAGAAUCAUGGCGGCGGUAUCUACGAUUGGACAAUUCGAAAAUAGUCGAUCACUUUGUUGGACAGUUGAAGUCCACACUGAAAUGCACCUAUUGCGGUCACAGUUCUGUUACAUUCGAUCCCUUUUGGGAUCUUUCUCUUCCAAUACCCCAAAGGACUGGCCUCCUGAGGUUAUCUCAGUGUUUAGAUUCAUUUACUAGAGAAGAAACGCUGGAUGGUGAUGAAAAACCCACGUGUUCAAAAUGUAAGGAAAGAAGAAAAUGCACCAAAUCAUUCUCUAUCCACAAGUUUCCAAAGGUUUUAGUGAUACAUUUGAAACGUUUCUCUCCAUUGGAACGGUUCAGAGGCAAGCUAAGCGUUACCGUUGACUUUCCUAUCGAAGGCUUAGAUAUGAGCAAUUAUGCUUCUGACAGCAACGCGUCUCAAUGCCGCUACAACCUGUACGCCAUCUCUAAUCACAGCGGCACCACUUAUAGCGGACACUAUACGGCCUACUGCAGGCACCCAUACACUGGACACUGGCACGAAUAUAACGAUUCACGGGUAUCUUCAAUUUCUUCAAAAUCUCUUGUCAGCGGUGAAGCAUACGUUCUCUUUUACGAACAAGAAACAGCAAAAUCUCACUUGUAAAACGAAUAGAUUUUAUCUUUUGAAAAAGAUUUUUUGAUUUAAAUUAUUUAUAUAAUUUACAAUAUACAAGAUCCUCUAAUAUUUUUUGAAAUUGGAUGUAUUUUUACUCAAUAUAUCAAAACUUUUGCCCUGCUACACACAUGAGUAUUUUUGUGAUGUAUUCGAAAAAAUGUUUGUCAUUUAUUAUACGUUUAUUUAUUUAUUUAUUGUCGGAGGUGUGUCAUUUUUGCAUAGGUAGAAAAAACCAAACUGAUAUUUUUCUCCAUCUAGUCCUUUAUUCAAAGUCAAAGUAGUUAUAAUAUAAAAACCCAUUUAUCAUAUUUCAACUACGUUUGACUUAUAAGAAUUGAAAUUUAUUUAAAUAAUUCUUUUAUGCAUGUACUUAUCACCAAAAACAGUUGAUAUUGUAGAAAAUACUUAUUACCUGUGGAAAGAUAACGCUCACUAUAUACAUAUAUAUUUUUUUGUAAAACUAUUCUAGAUAUUACAUAGAGUGUCUCCUACCUCGAUGAAGUUACUUGCUUUUCAGUACACUAAGUAGAGGUUUAUACAAUUGUUACAAAAAUUAGACAAAUCAAGCACUUAAGAAAAGAUGUCCAUGAAUUUAAAAUGUUAUGUAAAAUACUUUAAUAAGCUUUAUAUUAUUGAAAAAUGUUUAAAGCGCUAACUUAUAAUAAAUUGUUUGAAAAAA